Musca domestica (house fly) is the source of this 1307-nucleotide messenger RNA. RefSeq names its product protein CEPU-1-like. Bases 313 to 1263 code for a protein of 316 amino acids. Gene Ontology annotation, biological process: synapse organization. The record is from RefSeq and is a predicted model, not a curated record. The transcript has a single exon. Gene Ontology annotation, cellular component: neuron projection membrane. NCBI's taxonomy places the organism in Eukaryota, Metazoa, Arthropoda, Insecta, Diptera, Muscidae.
CAUACACACACAGUAGUAGUCAGGCUGGGACAACAAGAAACGAACGGCAAGGAAGUCCAUCGCUAGAAUUGGAAAAAAUACGAAAAAGAAAAGUGUUCUUUCUGGGCUGUAGAUUUUUAUAUUUUUGUGAGUGCAGAGAUUUUUUGCAAAAAAUAUUUUCUAAAGAAAAUACACCAGUGACCUCCAGUGCACAAAGAAAUAAAUAAGAAAAAAUCAAUAGAAAACGUUGAAAAUCGAGAAAAAGAAACGACGCGACAAACUCUUCCGCAGAAAUGUUAAAUUUCUAAAAUCGAAAGUUUCGGUUUGGCUAUAAUGAUGUUCAUACGCAUUCUAUUAGCAGCAAUAUUAUUGUACAAAGGAAUUGAGUGCCAAUACAAAAGCAUGGAAAGCGAUUUCAAUAUCAACCACAACGACCAUCAACAUCACGAUGCCAUUGUUAUGCCGAAUGGCCAUAACAAUAAUGGUGGACUGGCGUACGAUGCCAGCAAUGGCAAUCACAACAGCAACAACAACAAUAAUAAUGGCGAUAUGUACAAACAAGCCAAUAAACCCCUGGACCGGGGACCAUAUUUCGAUACCUCGGCGACAAAGAAUGUCACCUCGCUGGUAGGGCGAACGGCCCAUCUCAAUUGUCGCAUCAAGAACCUGGGCAACAAGACGGUCUCCUGGAUCCGACACCGGGACCUGCAUUUACUGACGGUCGCUGAGACCACCUACACAUCGGACCAACGUUUUACUUCGAUUUUCAACAAGGCCACGGAUGACUGGUCGCUGCAAAUCAAAUACCCUCAGCUAAAGGAUACGGGGACAUACGAAUGCCAAGUGUCAACGACACCGCCAGUCGGUUACACAAUGUUGUUUUCCGUGGUGGAGCCGAUCACUAGCAUACCCGGCGGACCCGAUAUGUACAUCGAUGUGGGAUCAACAGUGAAUUUGACCUGUGUGGUUAGACAUCUGCCCGAUCCUCCGCACUCGGUGCACUGGACGCACAAUAACGAAGAGAUUAACUACGACUCGGCCCGGGGCGGGGUGUCGGUGAUAACGGAGAAGGGUGACAUAACCACCUCACACCUGCUCAUACAACGUGCCACCUCCGCUGACUCUGGAAUGUAUACCUGCCUGCCGUCGAAUGCCAAUCCGAAAUCGGUGACCGUGCACAUACUGCAAGGUGAACAUCCCGCCGCCGUUCAGGGCACCCGGAAGAUAACCGCGUACGUCAUCCACAUUCCCAUCAUCCUGGCGUUCAAUCUGUAUCUGUUAUGACCAAUGAUGGUGUGGAUUUUAUAAAAACUAAAAUCUCCAACCAA